AUGGCGGACAGAUUCGCAGGAUUAUUAGCAAAAUGGUACGAGGGUCAGGGAGGAAGUACCGGUCAAACUGGUCAAGAUGGCGGCUAUGCACAGUUGCAGAAAGAAAUGGAGCAAAUGCUUGAUGAAUUAGGGAAAGAUAUGGAUGCGGGGACCAGCGACGCGGAUGUGGCGCGUGCGUGUGAAGGGGCGGGGGAUAAAUACCAGAGUGACAACGGAAGGAUUGUUCAAGACAAGGAAAUAUGUAAAACGCUUAUGAAAGCAUUAUAUUGGAUGAAUGGACGGAAGGGGGGGUCCACAGCAACACACGCGGUGGGUGGAGCAGGGGAGGAGGGUCCGAAGGAUUUGAAGGAAUAUUUAAGGUGUAUAGUAGGUUACAGUGCUAUGAUAAGACUCCUAAAAAAUAAAUGUGAAGUGGAGAAAAUUAUAGAAACUGUUGAAAAUGCUAAAGCGAGUGCAGCAGGGGGAGGGAAAGAAAUUAUUAAUGAAAAGUGCAAGGGUAUCAAAUAUGGGGAUAUUUCAUGGGGUUCCCAAAUUUUAGGGAAACCUCUGGCAGAUUGGGUACAGAAAUUGAACAGUAAGGAGAGAAUGAUGAGGUUAUACAUGGGUUGGGCACUGUGCCCGAAGAAGGGGACAUGGAAUCGUGGAAAAAUAGAGGAAGGUAAAGAUGAAAGUAAGGACAUUCUUCAAUUGUUAAGAGAAAAGAAGGCCGCGGAAUUACACGAAAAAGUUUAUCAGCAGGGGAGUUCGGCGUCUGCCCCCGGAAGUUCAACUUCACAGGAUAACAUAUUAAAAAAAGUUCUCAAGGAAGCAGCAUCAUGCACAUCGGGACCAGGAAAUGGUGGCAUGAAGAAGUGCCUAAAGGAAAAACUGGAAUUAGAAGUAGCUAAAGUAUGCAUGGAAGACAGCAACAACAAGUCAUUCUGUGAGCGUUUGCAAUGUGCAGAACAGCAUUGGCAAUUGACGAAGGAGGCGCAGCAGGGAAGCGGCAGCAGCAAGGAAUUCUGGAAGGACAGCGUCAAGGAGAAGCUGGACAAUCUCUUCACUAAUACGGCGGGAGGCAGUGGUGGCUCCACUUCUAACCAAUGCGACAACGUGCAAGACUUGGAUACUGCAAACAGAGCAGCAUGCAAUCACAUGGCAACACUGUUGAACAAGAUGAACACAACUCAAAAUGGGAGUAAUGACCCUAACGAACUGUCUAAUCAAAUUAUAAAAUGUCUUUUAUUAAAAGCAUAUGCUGAAGAAUUAAAAAAAAGAGCAAAGGAGAAAGGAUUUUGUAGCAUAGAUGAAGGGAUAAACGAAGCCCUCAAAACUGCUGCGAAUGGUAAUAAUGCCCUUUGCCAAUGGAAAGAGACCGAAUAUGACAGUUGCAAAAUAAACACAAAUGGCACCACCAAUGAGAAAGUAAAGGAAGAAGUGGUUAAAUUGUUCCCGCAGAACACCCAAACCAAGGACGACGGAAUACAAAAAACCUUGGCUAACUUCAAUGAGAACAAUGAGUUAUGUGAACGAGUAAAAUGUGCGGCGCAUUGGUGGAAAGAAAACAACAAGACGGGUGGACAGAACAACUUUUGGACAGAGAAUGGUGAUGUUAAGAAAUUGUGGGAUGAAUUGUCUGAGGCUAUAAAGACGAAAGGUACAGCAGAGAUUGGAGAAUGUAAUACAGUGGAUGGUCACAGAAUUGCCACUGACCCUGAAAGGAAGGCAUGCAAGUAUUUGUAUGCGGGCUUCAAACAACUGUACGAACCGGAUACUUCGUUUUCAACAGGAAACGAUGGCAUCCUAUCUACGAAAUACCCACCGUUGAGGCAAGCGAUGGGUUGUUUAUUAUUACAUGACUAUGCGAAACAUAUGAAAUACAAAGCUGUUUGUGAUAUUGAUAAAGGGAUAGAAAAAGCUUUCAGUUUAUGGCAGGACCCCCGCGAGAAAGCACCUGAUAAUUGCAAUGGCAGUGGCAAAACUUGUAUUCCAUGCAAAUGGGAAAGAAAUGAAAAGAAAUGGGAGGAAUGCAAAAUUAGCACAGAUAACACCGCAGUACAGAAGGAUGUAAAGGAGAAAUUGAUGGACAUCGUCAAGGACAACGACGACAAAAUAAAAGAAAUGGCGAAGGACGUAAAUAACAUGAAAUUCUGUGAUCGUGUCCAAUGUGUAGCGGCCCGAUGGAACAAACAGGAUAAAAGUGGCAAAGACACGGUUGAUCGUACUUGGAAGAAAGUGUGGGAAGGCGAUGACGGUGUAAGGAAGGAACUAAAGGAGCUCUCUGAGAAGAUAGAAACGAAGAAGGAGGAAGUUAAAUCCCACUGCCUACAUCUGGAGGAUAAUAAUGGAAAGGAUGCUUGCAUCCUUAUAGCAGCAGGAUUAAAGAGUGUCUACGACGUCAAUGACGGAAACGAAGUUGAAAAAUCAUUCAAAAGGACGAUGCAAUGUGUUCUAUUGAAUGCUAUUGCAGACAAAAUGAAGGAUGAUCUGCCAUGUAAAAAGGAAAGGAAUGUAGAGAAUGGAAUAAAUGAAGCUUUUGGGAAGAGUGCUACUAUUAAGAAUGCAAGUAACGACUGCAAUAAUGAUGGUGAUAAAUGUUUUAAGUGUGAGAGAUUUACCGACUACUCAAGUUGCACAAUAAAAGAAAGUGGCACUUCAGGGGCAGGAACGCAUUUGAAGUCCAAAAUUGACCCAAAGUUGGACGCUGAAUAUAAGGAUGAUAAUAGUUCCUUAUCAAAGUCUUCUCUAACGAAGACCAUAUGUAAACCGUGUGAAGAAAACAAGAGUAACAAAUGUAGUCGCUUGGAGUGUAUUGUGAAGAAAUGGGAAGAAAGGAAUAAAACAAAAUUAAAAGGAACGGCGUCCGCUACCUGGGAUGACAUGAAGGGUGACUUUGGAACAGAGUUAGAAGCACUGCUGAAAGACAUGAAUAACACUGAUAAGCAGAAUGACGUUGCCGACUACUGCAACGGCGGCAGCGGCGCCGGCUGGGAAGCCGGCGCUGCAAAAGAAGCUAAUAAGACGGCUUGCAAGAUGGUUGCAGCGGGGCUCCAACAUAUUUCGAAAAUUCAGGAAUCGUACUCCGGGGAACAGCAAAACCCUUAUGAUAACCAAGAGUUUAAACAAUUUGCUUCCUGUUUAAUGUUAAAAGCCGUCGUACAAAAAAUGAAAAAAGACAGCAAAAUUUGUGACAUAGACAUAGGGAUUAGGGCCGCUUUUGCAAAGGCAGGCAACAUUAAAAAGGACCAUUGCAGAAAUAAGACACCUUGCAUUGAAUGCAAAUUGACUGAAAAUUAUGAUGAUUGCUCCUUUGACCAAGAAAAAACGGACAAUGUAAAGGACAAAUUGAAUGAAUUACUCACAGAGAAGGGAGACGACGUCAAUGGAACCAUCGAGGACUUACUUAAAACAGACCAAAAAGAGGCAUCCCUAUGUUCUCGUCUCCAAUGUUUAGCAUCUCGAGUUCAGAUGGCCCAUGGCAAGAACAGUGCAGAGGACUUUUGGAAGAAGGAAGGCGAAGUCGCCAACUUAUGGAAAGAAUUGUCCGAAGCAAUGACGAAGACAAAUGGAACUGACCACACCGGAAGUGGAUGUGAGACAAUGGAAGAUGGUAGUGCCACUGGUGGCACCCCAGGUGCCACCCCUAGACAAGGAACUGGCCCUGAAAAAAGGGCAUGCCAACAUCUUACCUUAGGUUUCAACAAACUAAAACAAAAUCCAACGAAUGGAGGAAACUAUAACCUUCUUAAGAACCCACUGUUGAGACAAACAGUGGGUUGUUUCCUUCUUAAGGAAUAUGCAAAAAAAAUGAAAGACACAUCAACUUGUGUUAUCGAUUCCGGUUUAAAGAAGGCUUUUGGUUCAUGGAAUUCAAAUAUUAAUGUUACUUGCAAUGGUGGCAAGGAACCUUGUGUUCCUUGCCAAUGGAAUGAUGACAGCAUUGACCAAUGCAAAAUUAACACAACUAACGCAGAUGGGAGCAUAACCCAAACGGAAGUAACGCAAAAGUUAACAUUAGUUCAGCCCAAAAUUGACGAGACCGCAAAAGAGAACCUACCGAAAAUAAAUAAAAUGUCCACUUUAUGCGAUUAUAUUAGAUGUGCCGGACCCAAAUGGUUCAAAAACAAAAACGGGACUAGCGGUAACUCUAAGCACAGUUGGUGUCAAUUUUGGGAUGGCGCUGUUAAAGACGCACUUCAGAAUAUGUUCAACGAUAUCGCUGAAAAGGGAAAGAACAACAAGAAUGCUGCAUGCCAAGGCUUUGGUGAUGGUAAUGAACAUAGUGUUGAAAGAAAAGCAUGUAAUCAUAUCACAGCAGGGUUAGACUACAUUAACACUAUUACAGGUGAGGCUACCACUCAGAAUGGUCAUCAGGAUGAUGAUAAGUUUUUUAAACAAUCUAUGAUGUGCGCAGCACUUAACCUAUACGCAACUAAAAUAAGAAAAGAAAUGGAGAAUAGUUGUCCCAUUGAUGAGACGAAAAUAGAAGAAAUGUUCGAUAAAUGGAAUAAUAAAAAUAAUAAAAAUUCUUCGUCUUCGCCUCGGACUCCAUGUAAUGGUGCUAAUACUAAUGAUUGUUUUGUUUGCACAAGGCAAAAAGAAGACUUUAAUAAUUGCAACCUCCUCCUUGAUCAAGACUUAAUUGGAACAUCAACACCACCAGGUGCAAGUACAACUUGCAAUGAUAACGACGACAAGAACAAUAAAAAUGUCCCCCAAAAAAUGGACGAACUCCUCGAAAAGGAACCCAAAAUGGAACCAACAUUAGAGAAAAUAAAUGAAAUGAAAUCUUCUUUCUGUACUCAACUCCAAUGCGCAGCAAAAAAAUACUACGUAAAUGUCAUAAACAAAAAAGGACAAAGCAGCGAUGUGAACUGGAAUGCCUUGAAGACUGAAAUCGUGACGGAAUUAACAGCACUUUUAAAUAAUAUGAACGACGCUACAAAGCAGAAAGAAGUUGAACAAUACUGCAAAAACGACACUAAUUGGAAUAAUAAGGGCCAUACAGAAAGGCGAACAAAUAGAGCAGCUUGUUUGCAUUUUGCUUCAGGGUUAAAGCACAUUUAUACCCAUGGUAAUGGCCGUGUUAACGGCCCAUCGUUUGGACAAACGAUGGGUUGUUUAUUUCUUAAAGAGUAUGCAAAACAAUUGCAAAAAGUGGCAAAUGAUAAGAAAAGGGGAAAUAGUUGGGUACAUCCUCUUUGUGACAUAGAUGAGGGCAUAAACUACGCUUUUAAUGAAAGUAAAAAAAUUAUGGAAGAAACAUCUCCAUGCAAAGAUACUAAUGGUACUAAUGACUGUUUUGUCUGCAUACAAAAAGAAGACGAUUAUAAUAAUUGCAAAAUUGGCGAUGACAAUAUAGGAAAUAAAGCUAAAGAUCUGUUCAAAAACGAAUCGAAGCAAAAACUAAUGCAACAAACAUUAGAGAAUACAGUCUGUCCCAUCCUUAUUACGGAUCUUCUUACCCCUUUUCUUCCUUUGGCUCCUGUCUCUAUUGGUCUUUCUGCUAUGGCUUAUUACCUUUGGAAGUAUUUUGGUCCUCUUGGUAAAGGAGGACCACGUUUCAGAAGAUCUCCUGCUGAAAUACGCGGUCCAUCGGUGCAGGAACAAGUCCUUGAUCAUGUGGAAGAAGCUGGUCCACAUGAAUAUCAAUUGGUGAAGGAACGAAAACCUCGUUCUACUCCAACAAGAACAAAACGUUCUGGUCCCGUGAAUCGCCGCACUAUUAUUGAAAUUCAUUUUGAAGUGUUGGACGAAUGUCAAAAAGGGGACACACAAUUGAACCAAAAGGAUUUUCUGGAACUUUUGGUUCAAGAGUUUAUGGGAAGCGAAUUUAUGGAAGAAGAACAGGUUCCUAAGGAAGAAGUUCUUAUGGAAGGUGUUCCUAUGGAAAGUAUUCCAAUGGAACGUGUUCCAAGUUUAGGUUCCGUGUUUAUGGUUUAA
Molecule: messenger RNA, 5922 nt
Organism: Plasmodium knowlesi strain H
Lineage: Eukaryota; Apicomplexa; Aconoidasida; Haemosporida; Plasmodiidae
Product: SICAvar, type I
Exons: 12
Coding region: 1-5922 (1973 amino acids)
Source: RefSeq, a predicted model, not a curated record